Molecule: messenger RNA, 2715 nt
Organism: Calidris pugnax (ruff)
Lineage: Eukaryota; Metazoa; Chordata; Aves; Charadriiformes; Scolopacidae
Gene: SNTA1
Product: syntrophin, alpha 1
Exons: 11
Coding region: 1-1665 (554 amino acids)
Cellular component (GO): neuromuscular junction; sarcolemma; intracellular anatomical structure
Molecular function (GO): structural molecule activity; protein binding
Source: RefSeq, a predicted model, not a curated record
AUGGGCAUCCGUAGGGCAGCAGGGUGUCCCAGCACGGUGUGGCUGGGAGAAGGCCUGGCGGGUGGCCGAGAGAAUAAAAUGCCCAUCUUGAUCUCCAAGAUCUUUAAGGGGCUGGCAGCAGACCAGACCGAGGCGCUCUACGUGGGGGACGCCAUCCUCGCCGUCAACGGGACCGACCUGUCCGAGGCAACGCACGACGAGGCGGUGCAGGCGCUGAAGAAGACGGGCAAGGAGGUGGUCUUGGAAGGUGGCCGAGAGAAUAAAAUGCCCAUCUUGAUCUCCAAGAUCUUUAAGGGGCUGGCAGCAGACCAGACCGAGGCGCUCUACGUGGGGGACGCCAUCCUCGCCGUCAACGGGACCGACCUGUCUGAGGCAACGCACGACGAGGCGGUGCAGGCGCUGAAGAAGACGGGCAAGGAGGUGGUCUUGGAAGUGAAGUACAUGAAGGAGAUCUCCCCCUACUUCAAGAACUCCUCCGCGGGGGCGACGGUCAGCUGGGACCCCUCUCCCUCCGCCCUGCAGAAGCGCUCGUCCCCCCUCCUGCCCCCUCGGGAGCUCCGGGAGGGCAGGACCGUGCCCUUGAAGAUGUGCUACGUGUCCCGCAAGUGCCUCCCCGCCGACCCGGAGCACAGGUACCUGGAGGUGUGCUCGGCGGACGGGCGCCUUGCCCUCUUCCUGCGGGCCAAGGACGAGGCCACGGCGCAGUCGUGGCUCAGUGCCAUCCAGGCCAACGCGGGCGCCCUGCUCCCGAGGGUGAAGGAGGAGCUGCGAGCCCAGCUGGCGGGUGCCGGCGCGGUGGCCGGACGGGACAUCAAGCACGUGGGCUGGCUGACCGAGCAGCUCCCCAGCGCUGGCACCAGGAACCUGCUGGCCGUCCUCACCGAGAAGGAGCUGCUGCUCUAUGGCAGCCUGCCCCAGAGCCGUGAGGCCAUGGGCAAGCCCACCCACAGCUACCCCCUCAUCGCCACCAGGGGAGAGCCUCAGGGAGGACAGCAGAGUCCCAUGGUGGUGGCAGAGGCUUUUGAGAUGAUGAUCAUCACCUCCAUCCCCUUCCAGCUCCCCAGCGCUGGCACCAGGAACCUGCUGGCCGUCCUCACCGAGAAGGAGCUGCUGCUCUAUGGCAGCCUGCCCCAGAGCCGUGAGGCCAUGGGCAAGCCCACCCACAGCUACCCCCUCAUCGCCACCAGGCUGGUGCACUCGGGUCCGGCCAAGGGCUCUGCGCUGUACGAGGCGGAGCUGUCGUUCGCGCUGCGCAGCGGCACCCGGCUGGGGGUGCAGACCCACCUCUUCAGCCUGGAGAACCCCCGCGACCUGGCGCUGUGGACCCGCCUGCUGGUGGACGGCACCCACGGGGCCGCCGAGCUGGUCCAGGAGGUCUCCACAGCCUGCACGUGGAAGGGGCAGGAUUGCACCCUGUCCAUCCACAUCGACAAGGGCUUCACCAUCUUCACCGCCGAGCCCGGGCUCAGCAAGACCGUCCUGCUCCAGCAGCCCUUCGAGAAGCUGCAGAUGUCCUCUGAUGAUGGCACCAAGAUGCUCUACCUGGACUUUGGUGGCCCGGAGGGAGAGAUUCAAUUGGAUCUUCACUCCUGCCCCAAAACCAUCGUCUUCAUCAUCCACUCCUUCCUCUCGGCCAAGGUGACCCGGCUGGGGCUGCUGGCGUGAAGAAGGAGCCAAGGGCCGGGCAGAGCAGCCCCAGCCCCCCGGCCCAAUCUAUGCACCUCCCUCCCAACCCCAAGCCAUCCCAAAGGGACCAGAGCCCCCACGGGGUCCCACCACCCCCAAGGAACAGCACCAUCCGACUGGGAAGAACAACUCCCGGGGCGUCUGGGGGCAGCAGUGGGGUGAAAUCCCUCCUGGAUGGCAGCACCGGGACAUCUCCCAUCCCUUCUUCCCCUCCUUCCUUCCACUCCGAUGCUCGGCGGCGGCUGGAGAAGCCCGGUGGGAGCCUGGUCGUCACCCCAGUGCCUUGUGAGAUGAUAUUUUCAGUACAAAGAACCCAUUUGUAUCGAUGUUUUAUAUUUAUAUCGCCCAGUCCAAAAAUGCUGUGACGCGGCAGCUCUCGCCCGCCUGGCUUGGACCUUCUCCCGGAGAGUCCCCAGGUCCUGCAGCACGAGGACGUGUGUCUGUCCCCAGGUCCUGCAGCACGAGGACGUGUGUCUGUCCCCAAGACAGGCAACCCGAGGCUGGAGACCGGAGCCAGCUCCGCAGCGCGGGAGAGAUGGGAACUGCGGAUCAGCUUUAUUUGCCAAAUUUUUUCCAUAGGAAUGAUAGGAACCACUUUUCUUUGUCGGAGUUGGACGGUUCGUUUUAUUUUGCCAACUCCUGGGUCACUUUGUUUCUCAGUUUCAAGGGGGAGGGUUGUCAGGUGGCUGCUGGGAAACAACUUCUUUGAUGAACCAAAAGAUUCUGCAUGAAAAUGCCUUUUUUUUUUUUUUUUUUUUUUUUGGGGUCAAAAAACUCGUCAGAGGAAAAAAAUCUUUGUGCUUGGUUUUACUUUAUGUUAGAAACAUAGACAAGGUUUUUUUUUCCUUUUUUAGGGGAAAAAAAUUUAUGUGUACAGAGAACAAAAGUAUAUUUUCAGUUUUACUUUUGUAUAUAAACCUAAGAUGGCCUCACUGGUAAAAAUAAGAAAAAAAAAAAAAAGACAAAACAAAAAAAAAAUUAACAAAAACAAGGAGCUUCAGUUCAUUUUUAUGGAUGUUGAAGAUUUUA